UGUUUUGAUAAAAAUGGGCGUGACCUUCAACUUUCAAUGGCCAUUGCGUCGUAACAUGUUGACCAAUUUUCAGAUGUGAGAAUGUUAUGCAUGAUGAUCAUCUAGCUCUGUCGCUGGCCUAGCCUGGUAACUUUCUAAGAAAUGAUGGAUUCAGACGAGAUCGAGUUGCCCAUUUCAAGCCCCGCUCCCGUUUCGACUGAUUCAGAGUGGGAGUCAGAUGUCGAGCGAGAUGGUGAAGACGUAAAUCAAGCAGGGGAAGUCGGAGUUGGCGUUGGUCGGCCUCUAGAGCAAUUGGGUUUACUCCCGGAUCAGUGUGAACCAGAUGCUGCACCUCGGCGGUGAGGAAGUUCAGAGACGGGGUGGUGACAACGCGCCCGCAAGAUUGGGGAAUAAAAAUUGGUAAUUAUUUACUUGAGAGUCUAUGUUCUAUAAAGACUUACUCUUACUGGUAGAGGUAACUCAAGUUACCAGUACUUAUUUCAGUAGUAUUUGGUCAAUAACUAGACCCUAUAAAUUCUGAGUAGAAAUCUAACUAUGAUCGAAGUCAUAAAUGUUGGAACUUGGUUGGAAGUACAAUUAGAAGUCUAAAAAACUGCUGCCAUUUGUGCUGCUUUGCUUGUAUUUGUAUAAUCACUCUAGCUUAGGUCAAGGUCUAGUAAUAUUCUAGAUACAAAAAUUAAAACUCUUUACCACAGUUAGUGGAAACGUUUCAUGCCAGCACUAAUGUGUCAAGCCUACGAAGAAUAAAUGCCAUUCCUGAUGAUAAAACACAGGCGUGACAACAAUCGUCUUUGGUCUGGGUAUGGACCUUACCACGUUAUGUCUUAUGGAAGAGUAACCCAAGGGCAUUUGUGGUGGAUGCUUUUUCAAUCUCUUGGCAUUCGCUCAUCUUGUAUUUAUUUCCGCCAUUUUGUCUCCUUACAGAAGUUUCGAGAAGACAAGGUGGACAAGGCGUUGUUAAUCGCCCCCCUUUGGAGGGCCAACCAUGGUUUCCCAAGACCCUUCUGUUUCUGAUCGACAUACCCCUCCUACCAACCAAUCCUCUUGUGAAGCAUCGGAAUCCAUUUCCAGGCCUCAAGCUAACUGUUUGGAUCAUCUCAACAAAUGUUGGCGCUCAGCUGGAUUUUCUGAACACGCUUCAAGUCUCAUCGCCCCCUCUUGGCGAGAUAGAACCAACGAGUCGGCAUGGAAGCAGUGGCUUAGCUGGUGUGGUGAACAAUCGAUUGAUCCCUUUAAACCAUGCUUACAUGUAGUUAAUGUGUUAAUUUGCUCAUAGUAGCUCUGAGCAAACAUAAGCAUAGUAGCUAUGAUCAUAGUAGCUAUGAUGAGCAUAGUAGCUAUGAGCAAUUAUUAAAAAUACAAUAUAGGAUUUUGUAAGUGCAUGUCAGACCCAAAGUUGCUCACAAAUGCGGUAUGUACAAAUCCAAUGCGCAAAUUCUGUUUGCAUUGGUACAUAAAAUCACAAUUCUGCCAAUUUUAUUGCAGGUAAAAUGUCUUCAUUCAUGGACUAAAGUUUGUUUUCCAUAUUAUUUGCUGACAAGAUGUUGCCUUUAUCUAAUUUUAAGGUCACUGGUCAAGUGAUUGUUUGCAAUGAUGGGUGCUUUGGUUUGGUGAGGAGAAAGAAAGCUGGUUCAAGUGCUGGUGGAACUACUCAUUCAUGUACUAAAGUUUGUUUUCCAUAUCAUUUGCUGACAAGAUGUUGCCUUUAUCUAAUUUUAAGGUCACUGGUCAAGUUAUUGUUUGCAUUAAUGGGUGCUUUGGUUUGGUGAGGAGAAAGAAAGCUGGUUCAAGUGCUGGUAGAACUACUCAUUCAUGUACUAAAGUUUGUUUUCCAUAUUAUUUGCUGACAAGAUGUUGCCUUUAUCUAAUUUUAAGGUCACUGGUCAAGUGAUUGUUUGCAUUGAUGGGUGUUUUGGUUUAGUGAAGAGAAAGAAAGCUGGUUCAAGAGCUCGUGGAACUACUCACCAAGAGGAUGAAUAUGGAAAGAACUUUGUGGAUGGAUACAGGAUAGAACAUGGUCAAGCAUCAAAGAUACACUGUAACUUAUGUAAAGUGUUGACCAUACUGUGCUUUGCAAACACACUCGAUAAGCCUUGUGCUUCAUGUACUACGCCCUUGAGGGAACUGCAUAUCUUGCUCUUUUUACAGAUGUGGUAUGUACAAAUCCAAUGCAAAUUCUGUUUGCAUUGGUAAAUGAAAUAUGCAACUUAUUUGUAACAAAAGUUGGCAUUCAUUUCAAAUUGCCAUGCUAAUUGAUUUGUGUAUGUGUCUAAAUCUGGAUUGUCUGCAAGGAAAAACAAUGUUGAAUGCGUAAUAUUUGACUUGCCAUUCUUUUAUUUUAAUAUUGCAGGCAAAAUGGUACCCUCAACACUUGCUUCCACUUCCAGGCUAAUAAAUGGAGAGAUGAGAGCACUGGGUAAGAUCCUGGGAGCAAUAUUGCUCCAUGCCAGACAGAGUGUCUCCAUCCUUAAACCAAUGUCGGCGAUUGAUCUCAUUCCUGAUGAUGGUAAGCGUGCAAGUGUCCAGAAGGUAAUGGUUGCAUCAAAUGAAAAUUGUAUAUUAUAUUAUAAGUAAAAAGUAUGUGGAGGCUAAGGUUGCAUUAUAUCUUACUUGUACAUAAUUUAUAUCUUUUGAAGAUGCACUUAUUUGUCAUGUAUUUCAAUUCUUUAAUUUGCAGGCAUGUGGAUGGAAAUGAUAAGCUCAUUCUAUGGCGUUUAGUCAUCCAUGGAGGGAUAGAUAGAUUUUCAAGAACAGUUGUUUAGCUUUGGAUAUUAUUGGUUUUUUCUGUACAUGUUAAUUGGUAAGUUAAAAAUUUAAGUCUUAUUUUCAGAGCGUGUGUCUGAUAAAUUAUGGGUUCGAAAGAAGUUGCCAAUUUUGAUAGCGAAAUUCAUUUUGUAGAUAAUUGCAUGUGGAAAAGUGACACGGAUGUUGAAUAUGAAUUAUGCGAUGAUAAAUCUUAUUGCGUUCGUAAGGUGUUACUUCGCUUAGAAGAAAAUUGGGCAGGCGAUUAUUGUCACAUUUAUUAUACUCGCGAAAAAGCUUUUGGUUAUUUAUGGGAACCCUAUGGUGUGUGUGUUUAUUUUCAAACGGAAGAUGACAAGACGAUUCGUUGUGAACAGUUGAUGUUUACUGUGGGUCCAUGUGAUGAAGAAUAAAUUGUAUGUUUUUUGUUAUUUUGUGUUUUUAGCUCUGAGCAACCAGAGAGGUCUCGCUUUGAAAUCCAACAAUUAAUUUUGGUCAAUUUGUUUUAAUUCAUAUUUGAUAAUCUUACGUUGCCAUGGACCGCGUCAAAAUGGAUCUGUCCCCCCCUUGUGUGAGUAGAAUGGUGGUACGCCCAUGUGCAAACUGUAUUGAGGCGCGAGAAUUAUACAACCGGUGGGAGUGUGUUGACCAUGCUGACGGUCGUGAAAGGAGCGAGGGGCGUUUCUCUGAAACAAUGACACCCCCAGGACGAAAGUUGUGUGUUAGAGAUCCUAACGGAGCCAUUGUGAGUUUGGCUGAUGCCUUGAAAAAUCCCUGUUUGAAUGAUGCUAUGAAUUCCCCUGAGAGCCCUGCUAGUACCAUCAGCACCUGUAGCACUGCUAGCACUACCAGCACUAGCAGUACCGCUACCAGUAUGACGUUUGAAAGCCCCGCUUCUCCUAACGAGCAUGAUAAAGGUGUCCAUGAAAUUGUCGAUGAUUUGUUUUUCGGCGAAUCGAGCAAGAAGGAUGAGGGGAUGGUGAUUGACAAUAGCGGGUUGGAUGUUGAUGAGGGGCGUGCCCCCGAAGAAGAGUAUGUAUCGUUUCAACAGGCGCAAGAAAUGUAUGACGAAUGCUAUGGUAUCAGUUACGUGGCUCUGUUUGAGAAACUGUCUGAAAAACCCGGCUUUAUGGCUUGGGAUAAGUAUGUUGCCGGUCAGAUUGCACACCUGAAAUCAAACCCUCAGGAGAUGGAAGAAUGUAAGAAGAUUGAGAAUGAGGCAGUGGAUAAAAUCGAGAGCAUGUUCCAGGGUAUGAGAGAUUAUACCUGGUGGGAGUCUGUUUUUGGCACUGUCUACGAUGCGGAUAAGCACAUGAGUACCCGAGCGGAAUAUGUGAAAGAGGCCCAAGAGAUAAUGAAUACCAUUGUAGAGCGUGGUGGAAAGCUUGACUUUAUGCCUUCCUAUUUCCGGUAUCAUCCUAGGGCGGAGUCCAUGGCAAAAAAGAUUACUGAAUUGAACGUCAAGAAUCCCGCAGAAAGGGAUCUCUUGGUAGCAAACGUAGCAAAAGAAAGGGAAAUCCAAUACCUGACAGGUGUAGUGAAGGAACUCAAUGGCAAAUACAACACCUUGAGUACUCUCCUCAUUCCUACCCUUCUUCAUACGUUAACCAUGUUGGACGACAAAGACCGAGAACUACAGCUGAGCAGGCAAGACGACAUCUGGCUGAUGUUGGCCGUCCUGUUAGAGGCUUCGAGGCGCCGUCAGAUGUAUGCCAUGAGAGAGAGGGAUGAGUUUGAAGCGAAGCUGACAGCCCAAGAAAAAGUCAUCGAAGACCUGGAACGGGUCAAAAUACCCCGUGAUCCCUAUGAUGACCCUCCUGAACAACCGAGGCCCUUGGUCGAAAGGUGUAGCGAUUGCAACCUACUGAAGCUCAUUGAACAUCGCGACAUUGCCAAUUUGUGGAUUCCCCGAGCAGAACGUGAAGCAUCGACCUCUCGACCUACAACUCUCGAACCAGAAGCCGCUCUUCACACCCCACAACCCAGGACCUCUACACCCAAACCUGAUCAUGUUCCACCAACACCACCACCCAACAUGCUAGAUUGCUCAGAAUCCUUUGAGGAGUGGAACUUUGAAGACGCCGCUUUCGAGGGGAUUGCUGCUCUCAAUGUUCAAGAAGUUGAUGCUGUCUUAACCCCUGCCAAAGAGGAUGCUGACAUGAACCAAGAUGAAAGACACAUCGUAAGCUCAUCUACCGAUCUGCCGGUCUCAACACCUUUCGUUGUGACCCCUUGGAGUCCUUGCUACAACCGUCGCGACAUUCCAGACUCCCCAACCCGAGGAACAGAGGGGUACCUGCUCCCAACACCAACGAUUGAAGAGGAAGACGACGAUGUGAUCUGUCUUGAAGGAUAUGUUCCACCAUUUGAACAACCCACAACCACUGUAUAUCGGGAAGAGAUUGUCAACUCUCCACAGCGUGCUAGACGGGAUCUGUUGACAGAGUUCCGCCCUGAUACACCAUAUCGAAGACGCUCUACCCGUCUCCUGAAAAGAAAGAGUCCUAAAUCUUGUCAUUAAGAAAUUCAUCUGAAAAGAUGGCGGAAACAGCCCCUUCAUCGCCGGUGUCUCCUACUCAACGACGUUUGCAAGCCCUCGAAUUU
Messenger RNA from Lytechinus variegatus (green sea urchin), 5346 nucleotides. RefSeq lists its product as uncharacterized. Bases 3278 to 5263 code for a protein of 661 amino acids. The record is from RefSeq and is a predicted model, not a curated record. The transcript is spliced from 4 exons. NCBI's taxonomy places the organism in Eukaryota, Metazoa, Echinodermata, Echinoidea, Temnopleuroida, Toxopneustidae.